Messenger RNA from Fonsecaea erecta, 1776 nucleotides. RefSeq lists its product as hypothetical. Bases 1 to 1776 code for a protein of 591 amino acids. The transcript has 6 exons. Gene Ontology annotation, biological process: protein import into nucleus. NCBI's taxonomy places the organism in Eukaryota, Fungi, Ascomycota, Eurotiomycetes, Chaetothyriales, Herpotrichiellaceae. The record is from RefSeq and is a predicted model, not a curated record. Gene Ontology annotation, cellular component: nuclear pore central transport channel.
AUGUCUCCAGUCUCGAAUGCGCCUCACUCGCGAUCAAACUCGCUCAAUCCCUCUCCUGGGCUCGCCAAAGCACAGCUCAGUGUGCCUGUGAGGACCCAUUCUCGCUCGACUUCAGCGUCGAGCAUCAACAGCGAUGUUCUGAAUCGGUUUGGCUAUCCCACUUACCGCCAAAUGCCCGUCUAUAUGUCUCAAAACCAACAAACUCCAUCUCCUGACCUCUUCGCCACCAACUUCAUGCCAUAUACCAAUGCUCCCAUGCCUGAGCCUCCCAUCAUCAACCUGGAGGGUACAUUUGACAUGCCGAUUGAUCUCGAAACUAUCUCAAGGACCUGCUCUAUGAGCCCCCCUCCCAUGCUGCCGCCCGUCUCUACGAUCAGCAUGCUGAGCUACUUGACCCAGCCAACACAGCCCAUCAACCUAGUGCGGCACCUCACCUUCCAAACCGGCCGUGGUCUAACCAACCACUUUUGGUGGGAUAUACGCAACGUCCGAUCCUGGAAAUCGUUUUCUCUCCAGACCAUGUCUGCGAUUCCGGAUCUUCUGACGCUACUCAACUUCGAACAUGAUACAGCUUGUCUACCUCUGACCAGCUCCAACGCGAGCACUGUGACACCUGCUUCUGAGGCCGAUCUUGCCAAUCUCAUUUCCAAGAUCUACUUUCCCAAAAUUAACGCUGCUACACGGCUGUCCCUGGGUAAUAACUCUGUUGCUCUGUACGUGGCCCCAGCUCCGACGAGCUCUGGGUUGAGCGCCAACUCCGCCAACAUUCCCACGUUUCUUGCCAAUUACCCAAGUGACAAUGACCGCACGCUCUCAGGACUGCCGCGAGGUCGCGUUGUUGGUUUGGUCCGGUCUUUCGAUCGCUGGAAUACGGGCAUGCGCCGUGAAGGCCCUGCCCGCAAGGUCGAGUACCUACGCACUCUGGCGCACCUGCAGAAAUGCAUGCGCGAUCAUAGCUGUCGUUACGGCUUCAUCAUCACAGAGAUUGAACUCGUCUGUGUCCGCGCCGGGUGUGACGAUCGUGGUCAUCCAUACUUCGGCUACCUGGAAGUCGCGGAAUCGGUGGAAACCAAAACAUUUACUCGAAACGGGAACGAGGCAGAUGGAUCCGUUAACAUGACUGUCACCUUGGCUCUGUACUAUCUGCUUAUGCUGGCCAAAGCCACUCCUUUGCCCGGCCAGCCAGGUAGCUUCAUGGACGUUGGUGGUCCUGGAACACUUACUCGACAAAGAGUGUGGGACGGUGGAAAUGGUGGUAGCACUAUCACGGUCGAUGAGGAUGGCGAUGUUGAGGAGCUGGGAAAAGACGGCAAGGACAAGUGGAUGCCUGAACCACAGAUGGGGGAGAAAAGGGAGGCCAGGACGGUGAGAGGAUGGGUGUGGCCUAGCGACCCCUGGCACAAGAGGGAAGGGGAGCGCGAGCAAUUCGUCGAGUUCUACUACAAGACAUUCGACACCGACCGCACACAGCUGGCUGCUCUCUACAGACAGAAUUCGAUGCUUACAUUCGAAAAAGACCCUUUCCUGGGCACGCAGAAUAUCCUUGAGAAGCUGACGAAUCUCCCGUUCCAAAAAGUCCAACACCGAGUAGACACGACGGAUGCGCAACCCUCCGACGAGCAAGGAGGCAUCUUGGUCAUGGUGACGGGUGCAUUGCUGGUCGACGAUCAACCACACCCGAUGAGCUACGUCCAGACAUUCAACCUCCGCCCCGAGAGUGGCAGCUACUUCGUGUUCAACGAUGUCUUCAGACUGGUGUACGCCGCAAGCGGAUAG